Molecule: messenger RNA, 4361 nt
Organism: Raphanus sativus (radish)
Lineage: Eukaryota; Viridiplantae; Streptophyta; Magnoliopsida; Brassicales; Brassicaceae
Product: abscisic-aldehyde oxidase
Exons: 9
Coding region: 248-4210 (1320 amino acids)
Molecular function (GO): FAD binding; 2 iron, 2 sulfur cluster binding; aldehyde oxidase activity
Source: RefSeq, a predicted model, not a curated record
UCGAAGCUUUUGUCUGAAAAGUUUAGAUUUACAGAGAGAGAGAGAAAGAUGCGUGCGUGAAAAAGGCGCAACUAUAAGAGAAUCCGACACGAAACUCUUUUUUUUUCUUCCUCAACCUUUUCUUUCACUUCAAUUACUUUGAUCACUUCAAUUCACACAGUUCCUGUGUUUUCUAUCUAAUUCGUGGUUUCUCAGAAAUCGAAUAUCUUAGUUUCUUGUCGUCACUGUUGCCGAACAUAAAAGAAAAAUGGAAGGAAAAGAUUUGGAGUUUGCGGUUAACGGAGAGAGAUUCAAAGUCAACUCUGUUGACCCUUGUACGACCUUACUCGACUUCUUGCGACUCAACACUCCUUUCAAGAGUGUCAAGCUCGCUUGUGGCGAAGGAGGAUGUGGUGCUUGUUUAGUAAUCCUAUCAAAAUACGAUCCAGACUCAGACCAAGUGAAGGAACACAGCAUAAACUCAUGCCUCACGCUUCUCUGCAGCGUAAACGGAUGCUCCAUCACAACAUCAGAAGGUCUCGGAAACGCCAAAAACGGUUUCCACCCCAUCCACACCCGUCUCGCCGGGUUCCACGCCUCUCAGUGCGGUUUCUGCACGCCAGGGAUGUGCAUUUCCCUCUACUCUGCUCUCUCUAAUGCUCCUGGACCAGGAGGAGGCCUCACGGUCUCCGAAGCUGAGAAGUCAGUCGCUGGAAACCUCUGUAGAUGCACUGGCUACCGUCCCAUCGUGGAUGCGUGCAAGAGUUUCGCUGCUGAUGUGGACAUCGAGGACUUGGGGUUGAACUCGUUUUGGAGGAAGGGAGAUAGCAAAGAGGCUAUGAUGAAGAGCUUGCCUCCUUAUAACCAUCUUCUGACAACGUUCCCUGAGUUCUUGAAGAAGAAGAGUGUCGUUACUAAUGUUUUGGAUCACUCGAGGUAUCGUUGGACUACUCCUUUUAGCGUAACCGAGCUUGGUAACGUAUUGGAUGAAUCUGCUAACUCUGGAGGAGGCUCGUUGAAGUUAGUUGUUGGCAACACAGGGGCUGGUUACUACAAGGAUGAUGAGGAAAUGUUUGAUAGAUACGUUGAUAUCAGCCGCGUUUCGGAGAUGUUGGUGAUCAAGAGAGAUGAGAACGGUGUCGAGAUUGGAGCAGCAGUCACCAUAUCGAACGUGAUCGAUGCUCUGAAGGAGGAAGGCUCCUCUAAUUUCAAGAAAAUGGCGGCUCAUAUGGAGAAAAUCGGCAACCGUUCUAUCAGGAACUCGGCGAGUAUCGGAGGUAAUCUAGUCAUGGCGCAGAGCAGGAAGUUUCCUUCUGAUAUCACCACGCUUCUCCUCGCUGCAGACGCGUCUGUGUGUAUUCUUAAUAACAGGAUAAUCAAGAAGGUUAAGCUACUAGAGUUUCUUGACUCGCCUCCUAUAUUAAACUCCAAACAAGUUCUUUUAAAAGUUGUGAUUCCAGCAUGGACUGCUGAUACUGGAUUGCUCUUUGAAACUUACCGAGCCGCGCCUCGCUCUAUUGGAAACGCAUUGCCUUAUGCGAAUGCUGCUUUCUCUGCGAGAGUGUCUAACCAAACGGUGGAUGAGUGCUUGUUGGCUUUUGGUUCUUACGGCGGUGAUCAUUCAAUCAGGGCGAGGGAAGUAGAGCGUUUCCUGACGGGUAAAUUGCUGAGUCACAGUGUUCUACAUGAAGCUAUGUGUUUACUUAGAGGAAUCAUAGUUCCAAGCAAAGAGACCUCACACCCUGAGUAUAGGAAGGCCUUGGCUGUUGGGUUUCUUUUUGAGUUUCUCUAUCCACUGAUUGAUAAUAAUAAUGGCCAUAGUAAUGGCCAUGUUGAUGAUCCCAUAGAAUCUCUUCCUCUUCCCUUCCUCUCAUCUUCACAACAAGUGUUGGAGAGCAAUGAGUUUAACCCUGUAGGUGAAGCGGUUAUCAAAGCUGUAGCUGCUUUACAGGCGUCAGGUGAAGCUGUUUUUGUUGACGAUAUUCCGAUUUUACCGGACUGUUUACAUGGAGCGUUUAUAUACAGCACUGAGCCUUUGGCUAAGAUUAAAAGCAUAAGCUUCGGUGAGAACGUGACUCCUGCUGGAGUUUUCGCACUUCUUACUUUCAAAGACAUACCAAUACAUGGACAGAACAUUGGUUCCAAGACUGUUUUUGGUCCCGGACCUUUAUUUGCAGAUGAACUAACUAGAUGUGCUGGUCAAAGAAUUGCUCUUGUGGUUGCAGACACACAGAAACAUGCAGACAAGGCAGCAAAACUUGCGGUUGUUGAGUAUGAUAUAAAGAACUUAGAGGAGCCGAUAUUAACGGUGGAAGAUGCGGUUAAGAGAUCAAGCUUCUUUGAUGUUCAUCCUAUGUUUUACCCUGAACCAGUAGGUGAUGUUGUAAAAGGAAUGAAAGAAGCUGAUAGAAAGAUACUCCUGGCUGAGUUCAGACUCGGUUCACAAUACUUCUUCUAUAUGGAGCCACAAACAGCACUUGCCUUGCCAGAUGAAGACAACUGUUCGAAAGUGUUCAGUUCAUCUCAAGCACCUGAGUACGUGCACUCGGUCAUCGCUACAUGUCUUGGCAUCCCAGAGCAUAAUGUCCGAGUCAUUACAAGAAGAGUUGGUGGUGGCUUUGGCGGCAAAGCUCUUAAAUCAAUGCCUGUUGCAACAGCAUGCGCACUUGCUGCUCACAAACUGAACCGUCCUGUCAAAAUGUAUCUAAACCGAAAGACGGAUAUGAUAAUGGCGGGAGGAAGGCAUCCGAUGAAAGUGACGUACAACGUGGGUUUCAGAUCAGACGGGAAGCUCACAGCACUGGAGCUGACAAUGCUGAUAGACGCAGGGACAGAGCCUGACGUGAGCCCGAUCUUGCCGCGGAACAUAAUGGGUCCGCUGAGGAAAUACGACUGGGGAGCCUUGUCGUUCGACGUAAAAGUGUGCAAGACGAAUCUCCCGAGUAGAACGGCGAUGAGAGCUCCAGGGGAAGUGCAAGGCUCUUACAUAGCGGAAUCUAUUAUAGAAAACGUAGCCUCUUCUCUUCGGAUGGAAGCUGAUGAAGUGAGGAAGAUUAACCUUCAUAGUUACGGCAGCCUGAGGAAGUUCUACAAGCACAUUUCCGGUGAGGAAGACGAGUACACGCUGCCUUUGUUAUGGGGCAAGCUGGAGAUAUCUUCAGAGUUGAAGAAAAGAGGUGAGAUGGUUAAGGAGUUUAAUAGGUGUAACGUGUGGAGGAAGAGAGGGAUCUCUCGAGUGCCUAUUGUCCAUCAGGUUAUGCAGAGGCCCACGCCUGGUAGAGUAAGCAUCUUGAGCGAUGGUUCCGUUGUGGUUGAGGUCGGUGGGAUCGAGAUUGGUCAGGGACUGUGGACCAAAGUGAGACAGAUGGUCGCGUAUGGUCUCGGUUUGAUGAAAUGCAACGGAAGCGAUGAGCUGAUAGAGAGGAUACGUGUUGUGCAGGCCGACACGCUCGGUUUGAUCCAGGGAGGUUUCACUGCCGGUAGCACCACAUCCGAGAGCAGUUGUGAAGCCGUUAGGCUUUGUUGUGUUAUUUUGGCGGAGAGGCUGAAACCUACAGUGGAUCAAAUGAUGAUGGAGAAGUCAGGUUCCGUGACAUGGAACUUGCUUAUUCAACAAGCUUAUGCUCAGUCUGUGAAUUUAUCGGCGAGUGCAUUGUAUACGCCAGAGUUUUCUUCCAUGGAAUACCUCAACUAUGGAGUUGGAGUCAGCGAGGUGGAGGUGGACGUUAUGACUGGAAAAACAGAGAUUUUAAGAUCAGAUAUCAUUUACGACUGCGGAAAAAGUCUUAAUCCUGCUGUUGAUUUAGGACAGGUGGAAGGAGCUUUUGUACAAGGAAUCGGAUUUUUCAUGAUGGAAGAGUACACUACAGAUGAGAAGGGUCUUGUGGUGCAACAAGGCACUUGGGACUACAAGAUUCCCACGGUUGAUACCAUCCCUAAGCAGUUUCACGUCGAGAUUCUCAACACUGGACAUCACAAAAACCGCGUUCUCUCCUCUAAAGCAUCGGGUGAGCCGCCUUUGCUACUAGCGGCCUCGGUUCAUUGUGCAACGAGAUCAGCCAUUAGGGAAGCUCGGAAACAGUCCCUUCCAUGGAACUGUAGUGAUGGAAAUGGAGAUGUUUCUGGUGGGGAUUUUGAGUUACCGGUUCCAGCUACUAUGCCCGUGGUUAAGGGUCUUUGCGGAUUGUAUAGCGUAGAAAAGUACUUGGAAGAGAAGAUCUGUGGGAAAUAAAAAGGCAAAAUUCUUGUUGCUGCUGUUUUAGAGCGUUACUAUUGUUGCGUCUUUAUACAGGAUUAAUGUUGCGAUGCGAGCUAAUGUUUUCAAAGCAUGUUACUUCUCUACUCUAUUGACAAAGAAUCAAGGGAAAACAUGUUGCCAUCAA